Molecule: messenger RNA, 883 nt
Organism: Spodoptera litura
Lineage: Eukaryota; Metazoa; Arthropoda; Insecta; Lepidoptera; Noctuidae
Product: apyrase
Biological process (GO): proteoglycan biosynthetic process
Molecular function (GO): GDP phosphatase activity; UDP phosphatase activity; calcium ion binding
Source: RefSeq, a predicted model, not a curated record
GUCAUUGUCAUUUUAUGUCAUAAACUUGUAUCAGCACAGCAAUGAAAACUCUGUGAAUUCCUUUUUAUCCAAAAUGAGCUAUAUUCCACAUCGUAUUAUUGUAUUGAGGAUACCUUCAGGCAUAGUUAAAAGUGAUAAACAAAUACAUUUAUUUAGAACCAAUUCUCAAAAAUAGUGCAAUCAAUUUGGUGAUAAUAAUAUCUUUAUAACAUUGAAAUUGUUGUAAUUAACACGUUUGCUAUUUUAUUAAUGGUUCGGCUAGUCAUACAAUAAAGUCUAAAGUCAAUUUGAGUGAAAUUAACAUGAUAUAAUUGUAUUAUUUAUUAUGAACGAGUACUACGAGUUAGAAGAUCGUAAAAUGAAAGGUACACUUCGUGACUGGCGUAAGGCACUGCGCACCCCGGCCACGUACAGGGUCGGUAACGCUGUGAGGAUACAGCCACAAUUUGUAUUAUUAAUUGGUUUGAUAGGAGCAUUCCUUGUGGUGUUGUUUUAUUACAAUUGGUGGACAAGCAGCCAGCCAGCAGCAGUUCAUAAAUGGGCCAGUUCAGUGAGACCAUACAAUUUAACGUACCCUCUUACCUCACCGUUAUACAACGGAGAUUUAGUUACAUUCAGAAUUGGGAUAGUGACAGACUUAGAUACCAAUUCCAAGAGCAAUACACAAAAGCACACAUACAUUAGUUACUUAAAGAAAGGAUAUUUGAAUUACAAUCGUGUAAAGAAGUCCGUGCAAGUGACAUGGGACAGUCGAGAGCCAACACAACUGAGCUCUACGUACUCUCACAAGGGAAGAGGCAUGGAGCUCUCAGAAUUGAUAGUGUAUGAUGGAAGAUUGCUAACUUUUGAUGAUCGAUCUGGAAUGGUAUGUAGAUUUAUUUAA